AUGGCGCACAAUUAUGAGGUCGGAACGAGGGCCUGGCAGCCUGAUCCGACUGAAGGAUGGGUAGCAUCCGAGGUCAAAGAGAAGUUUGUUGAUGGUGACAAAGUGCAGCUUGUUUUUAUACUGGAAAAUGGGGAGACAAAAUCUUUGGAGACCACGCAAGCAGAGUUACAGGUGGAUAACAAUCCUAAGCUACCUCCGUUAAUGAACCCCGCCAUGUUGGAGGCCAGCGAAGACCUGACGAAUCUAUCACAUUUGAAUGAGCCAGCUGUCUUGCAGGCCAUCAAACUACGGUAUGCGCAAAAGGAAAUAUAUACUUAUAGUGGCAUUGUUUUGAUCGCCACUAAUCCUUUUGCUCGAGUGGAUUCACUAUAUGUUCCUCAAAUGGUGCAAGUUUAUGCCGGCAAACACCGUGCAUCACAGGCGCCUCAUCUAUUCGCCAUCGCUGAAGAGGCAUUUGCUGACAUGUUGCGAGAUGCUAAAAACCAGACAAUUGUGGUUUCCGGAGAGUCUGGUGCUGGAAAGACGGUUAGCGCCAAGUACAUUAUGCGAUAUUUCGCAACUCGCGAAUCCUCGGACCAACCCGGGAAAUACACCACGAGUAGGGCAGAUGCUAUUAGCGAGACUGAGGAGCAGAUCCUGGCUACAAAUCCUGUUAUGGAAGCCUUCGGAAAUGCCAAGACAACGCGCAACGAUAACUCUUCACGAUUCGGGAAGUACAUUGAGAUAAUGUUCGAUGAUAGGACCAAUAUCAUCGGUGCUAAGAUCAGGACGUACCUUUUAGAGAGAUCCCGUUUAGUAUUUCAGCCUCUCAAAGAACGCAACUAUCAUAUCUUUUAUCAGCUUGUGGCUGGUGCAACAGACGCAGAAAAGCAAGAGCUUGGUCUUGCGUCGGUUGAGGACUUCGACUAUCUCAACCAAGGCGGGACGCCCACUAUUGAUGGCGUGGAUGACAAGGCGGAAUUCAAUGCGACAAGGAAAUCCUUAAGUACUAUCGGUGUGUCAGAAGAUACGCAGGCCGAAAUCUUUCGCAUCCUUGCAGCUCUCCUGCACCUAGGUAAUGUUAAAAUUACCGCCACUCGAACCGAUUCUUCCUUAUCUCCCUCUGAGCCCUCCCUUGCCAGGGCCUGCAGCAUGCUGGGCAUUGACGUCAAUGAGUUUGCGAAAUGGAUAGUCAAGAAGCAACUUAUAACAAGAGGGGAGAAAAUUACAUCUAACUUGACACAACAACAGGCGACAGUUGUCCGUGAUUCGGUGGCAAAAUUUAUAUAUUCAAGUCUCUUUGAUUGGCUUGUCGACAAAAUUAAUCGCGGUCUAGCAUCCGAUGAAGUUCUGAACAAAUUCAAAUCUUUCAUCGGUGUCCUGGAUAUAUAUGGGUUCGAGCACUUUGCCAAAAAUUCGUUCGAGCAGUUUUGCAUCAACUACGCCAAUGAGAAGCUGCAGCAAGAGUUCAAUCAGCACGUGUUCAAAUUGGAACAAGAGGAAUAUGUUCGAGAGCAAAUCGACUGGACCUUCAUUGAUUUUUCAGACAAUCAACCAUGCAUUGAUCUAAUUGAGGCAAAACUGGGGAUCUUAUCCCUUUUGGAUGAGGAGUCUCGGCUGCCGAUGGGUUCUGAUGAACAGUUUGUGACAAAAUUGCAUCAUAAUUUUGCAGCGGACAAGCAAAAGUUCUACAAAAAGCCACGGUUCGGGAAGUCGGCGUUCACCAUAUGUCACUAUGCUGUGGAUGUAACUUACGAAUCAGAUGGCUUUAUAGAGAAGAAUAGGGAUACUGUCCCGGAUGAACACAUGGAUGUUUUACGCAACUCCUCAAAUCAAUUCGUGAAAGAUAUAUUAGAUACCGCCGCCGCCGUCCGCGAAAAGGACUCUGCAUCAAUCUCAUCUAAACCAGUCGCUGCGCCAGGCCGUAAAAUUGGCGUUGCCGUCAACCGCAAACCUACACUUGGAGGGAUCUUCAAAUCAUCGCUGAUUGAGCUGAUGAACACCAUAAAUUCCACGGAUGUGCACUAUAUACGCUGUAUCAAGCCUAACGAAGCGAAAGAAGCUUGGAAGUUUGAAGGUCCCAUGGUCCUCAGUCAAUUGAGAGCCUGUGGUGUGCUCGAAACAGUCCGUAUCAGUACUGCUGGAUAUCCUACUCGCUGGACUUACGAAGAAUUUGCGAUACGCUACUAUAUGCUGUGUCAUUCAUCCCAGUGGACAUCUGAAAUCCGAGAAAUGUGCCAUGCAAUCCUGCAAAAAGCCUUAGUAGAUGGCAGCAGCCAAAAGCAAGAUAAAUACCAGCUAGGUUUGACGAAGAUAUUCUUCCGGGCAGGUAUGCUCGCUUUCCUGGAAAAUCUUCGUACGUCCAGAUUGAAUGAGUGUGCAAUCAUGAUACAAAAGAAUCUGCGGUGCAAGUACUAUCGACGCCGUUAUCUCGAGGCGCGCUCUUCUAUUCUUACAACUCAAGCCUUGAUCAGGGGGUUUUUAGCAAGGCAGCAUGCGGCCGAGGUGCGCAAGGUCAAAGCUGCAACUUCUAUUCAACGGGUGUGGCGGGGACACAGGGAAAGGAAAAAGUAUAACAUUAUCCGUGCAAACUUCAUAUUGUUUCAAUCGGUUGCGAAGGGCUUCCUCUGCCGGCAAAAUAUAAUGGAUACGAUACAUGGAAAUGCUGCCAAAGUUAUACAACGUGCUUUCCGCUCCUGGCGUCAAUUACGAGCUUGGCGGCAGUAUCGCCGAAAAGUAGUCACUGUGCAGAACCUUUGGAGAGGCAAGCAAGCGAGAAGACAAUACAAAAAGCUCCGCGAGGAUGCAAGGGACCUGAAGCAGAUUUCUUACAAGCUGGAGAAUAAGGUGGUAGAGUUAACUCAAUACCUUGAGUCUCUUAAACGUGAGAAUAAGUCAUUGAAUCUGCAGUUAGAAAACUAUGAAACUCAGUUGAAGUCAUGGAGGAGUCGUCACAAUGCCCUGGAGAAUCGCUCUAGGGAGCUUCAGGCUGAGGCAAAUCAGGCAGGAAUCAACGCUGCUCGGCUGUCUGCCAUGGAAGAAGAAAUGAGUCGGCUGCAGCAAAAUCACAGCGAAGCACAAACGACAAUCAAGCGGCUGCAGGAGGAAGAAAGAGCGUCACGGGAAUCUAUUCGUUCUGCAAAUGAGGAGUUGCAGCGGCUUAAACAAAUGAACACCGAGUCGGAUGAUGAGAAAGCUUCCCUCCGUCAACAGAUCGCUGACCUUGAAGAGCAGCUAGAGCUUGCGAAGAGGACCUUACCUAGUGGUGGCUUGAACAGCGAUCAACCAAACGGCAGCGCCAUCCCACCACCUGCCAGUGGAUUGAUUAACCUAGUAUCCUCAAAGAAGACAAAGCCAAAAAGACGCAGCGCCGGUGCGGAGAGGAUAGACACAGAUCGUUUUAGCGGUGCUUACAACCCACGCCCGGUCUCCAUGGCUAUUCCCAGCUCCUUAAUGCGUCAGAACCUAUCAGGGAGCACUUUCUCACCUGGACUGGACUCCGUCGAGGUGGAACUUGAAAACUUACUUUCUGAAGAGGAUGAACUCAACGAGGAGGUUACUAUGGGUUUAAUACGCAAUUUAAAGAUUCCGCUCCCUAGUUCUACUCCACCACCAACCGAAAAAGAAGUUUUAUUCCCUGCUUAUUUGAUAAACCUUGUCACUUCUGAAAUGUGGAACAACGGCUUUGUGAAAGAAUCCGAACGGUUUCUGGCGAAUGUGAUGCAGUCGAUUCAACAAGAGGUCAUGCAACAUGAUGGAGAUGAUGCUAUAAACCCCGGAGCCUUUUGGCUAUCUAAUGUGCAUGAAAUGCUUUCUUUUGUGUUCCUGGCUGAGGAUUGGUACGAAGCACAAAAAACUGACAAUUACGAGUACGAUCGGCUGCUAGAGAUUGUAAAGCACGAUUUGGAAAGCCUGGAGUUCAACAUCUAUCAUACCUGGAUGAAAGUGUUGAAAAAGAAGCUUUAUAAAAUGAUCGUUCCUGCGAUCAUCGAGUCCCAAUCACUUCCUGGCUUUGUCACAAGUGAAACCAAUCGUUUUCUUGGGAAGCUUCUUCCUUCCAACAACAACCCAGCCUACAGUAUGGACAAUCUUCUUAGCCUUCUGAACAAUGUCUACAAGGCAAUGAAGGCUUUUUACCUCGAGGAUUCGAUCGUCACUCAGACUGUCACCGAACUCCUUCGUCUGGUUGGCGUCACCGCUUUCAAUGACCUUCUCAUGAGGAGGAAUUUCUUGUCCUGGAAGCGUGGCCUCCAAAUAAAUUACAAUAUAACUCGUAUUGAGGAAUGGUGUAAAAGCCAUGAUAUGCCGGAAGGGACAUUGCAGCUUGAGCACUUGAUGCAAGCGACCAAACUUCUUCAGUUAAAAAAGGCCACGCUAAACGACAUUGAGAUUAUCCAAGAUAUCUGUUGGAUGCUUUCCCCGAAUCAGAUUCAGAAGCUCCUGAAUCAAUACCUAGUGGCGGAUUAUGAGCAGCCGAUUAAUGGCGAAAUCAUGAAAGCUGUGGCCUCGCGUGUCACGGAGAAGAGCGAUGUAUUGCUUCUGACGCCUGUGGAUAUGGAGGAUAGUGGUCCGUACGAGAUUGCCGAACCUCGUGUUAUCACAGCCCUAGAGACAUACACACCGUCAUGGCUGCAAACACCGCGACUAAAACGUCUAGCUGAGAUUGUCUCGGCUCAGGCGAUGGCUCAGCAAGAGAGGCUUGAAAUGGCGGAGAUAGCAUAA
Messenger RNA from Aspergillus bombycis, 4701 nucleotides. Its product is annotated as type V myosin. Gene Ontology annotation, biological process: vesicle transport along actin filament; actin filament organization. The coding region runs from base 1 to 4701 and encodes 1566 amino acids. Gene Ontology annotation, cellular component: vesicle; cytoplasm; actin cytoskeleton. Lineage: Eukaryota; Fungi; Ascomycota; Eurotiomycetes; Eurotiales; Aspergillaceae. Gene Ontology annotation, molecular function: ATP binding; microfilament motor activity; actin filament binding. The transcript has 7 exons. The record is from RefSeq and is a predicted model, not a curated record.